Messenger RNA from Symbiodinium sp. CCMP2456, 1178 nucleotides. Lineage: Eukaryota; Dinophyceae; Suessiales; Symbiodiniaceae. The record is from the annotation of a GenBank genome assembly.
GCGUGGUCUUCGCAGAAAGAGCCAAGCUGCCAAUCUCGGUGCCAUGCACCACGAAGGACAUUGCAGUCCAGGACCCGGCUCCGGGCGCUCAUCUCUUUGUGCGGCCGGAGGUCCGAGAUUGGGCCAUGCGCAUGUCACCGGAACUGAAUCAGGAGAUGUAUGAGGUGGUGCAGCAACUGGCACCUGGAGAUGCCAUGGUGCGACGGCGUGGGGCAUGGAGGUGCAAUCGACUCUUGGGGCUCUUCUUCUUUUCCUUCAGCAAGGAGACUCCCAACACCAACAACCUCUUCUGCUUCCAGACACUCUCAGAGAUGCCCGGCAGCAUGCGCCAGACCGUCAGGAGGAACUACCCGCGACAGGGCGACAGCGCCCUUCUGGUGCAAUGUCCCUCGGAACACAUGGAGGCAGCCAUCCUGGGCCGGCCCUCGGGUUCGGGCACCUUUAGCCUGGAUCUUGUCUUGAGGGUUCCUUCUUUGCCAAUCUGGGCCUCCGUUUACUUCGAGACCUUGCUCGAGUCAGCUCGGGACAUGACCGAGUGGUUCCUGAAUCGACCUGGCAUCGAAGAGAUGCGCAGGAGAGAUAUGCAGGCCUACGCCAUCCUCACCAUCCAAAGCUGGCGGCGGGGCCGACCUCUGAUUCCGGCAGUUGUGGAGGAUGUGAUGGCGUCGGAGGAGUUGACGACAAUUGAUGCAGGUCAGCGAGAUGGGCUCACAGUUUGGGUCAGGUAUCAUCCUCGAAUGGCUGAUAGCAGAAGCUUCUGCCUUUCAGAGUAUCUCAACUUGUUCCUGGAGAGGAUCGGUGAGCCGGCAAAUUUGCAUCAGUCCAUAGACGGGCAAAAUCUGCUGCCAUACCAGUGCGCCAUUCCACGAGACGAUUGGAAUCGAGUGCGAGAGCACUUUCAGCGAGCGUAUGCUUUGCAGAAGGCAGCGUACCGUCGCUCCCGCGGCGGCCCAGCAGCCCCGAAUCUUUGUGAGUCGCACGCUCCGAAGUUCCAGGAUGACCAUAGUUUCGAAUCCUUGCAGCAGAGAUUGACCGAGUCGAUCGACAUUAAAACUGUGGUACGGAAGACGUUUAUCGAUGUGGACGAGUCUGCACAGCCUGAAUUUCCUCGCAAAAGAUGUCGGACGGCUUCACCAGUGAGCCGCUUCUGUUGCACAGACGUUGUUUAUGCUCAAUAA